CCCCUCCAAGAGGGGGGCCGAAUCCUGUGCCGGGGGACCCAUGUCUACCUGGGGGACGACAUGCCUGACCCAGGCCUCGUCAUGUCGGGCACAAAGUGUGACGACGCCAUGGUAUGUCUGAACCGGCAGUGUCAGAACGUCAGUGUCUUUGGAGUGCAGGAGUGCUCAGAGAAAUGCAGCGGUCGAGGGGUGUGUAAUAACAACAAGAACUGCCACUGUGAGGCCCACUGGGCUCCUCCCUUCUGUGACAAGGCAGGCUUCGGGGGAAGUGUGGACAGUGGACCGAUGAGGCUAGCAGACUACGGUGGCGUGGCGGUGGGGGUCCUGUUGACUCUAAUAACCUUCCUGGGAGCCGGCCUCAUCGUCUCCAUCAAGAGAAAGACCCUCCUGAGACUACUCUUCACCAACAAGAAGAACCCUAUGGACAAGAUGAGGUGAAUUAGAACCCUAUGAACAAGCUGAGGUAAUAUAGAACACUAUGGACAAGCUGAGGUAAUAUAGAACCCUAUGGACCAG
Molecule: messenger RNA, 516 nt
Organism: Oncorhynchus kisutch (coho salmon)
Lineage: Eukaryota; Metazoa; Chordata; Actinopteri; Salmoniformes; Salmonidae
Product: disintegrin and metalloproteinase domain-containing protein 12-like
Exons: 4
Coding region: 61-438 (125 amino acids)
Source: RefSeq, a predicted model, not a curated record